ACCCGACUGUUCGCAUUCACGGUCGGACACGAACCGUCUCGCGUCUCUUUCUGCCACAUAUAUCGGGCACUUGCCAUUUGUUUUACGACGAGUGGACGUGCUGUAAGCAAGCCGGCUCGCCAACUUUGAAGUGAACGUUCGGAGGAAUUUUCGCGGACGCUUCCAGAAAACAGGUCCGAAGCGGAGUGACCAAAAAGUUUGGAGGGGUGUUGUCGCAAGUAUCGGCUGGGUCUCCUUAAGGAAUGCCUGUGGUCAGCAGUGCAUCUCCGGACCGGUAACCAGACGUGUUGCUGCAGUCAUGAUGAGGCCAGCGGGGUGGUUGACUCCUUUCUCCCUGGUGGUGGUGGUGGUGGUGAUGCAGGUGUCGUCUGUGGAAGAGCACGAAUGGCACUUCAAUGCAGCAGCUCAGUGUCGUUUUGCCCUGGGGAUGGAGGAUGGCAGCAUCCAAGACUCUGACAUCACCGCCUCCAGUGCCUGGUCAGACUCCACCGAGGCCAAACAUGCAAGGUUGAGCACCGGAGAAGGGGACGGAGCUUGGUGCCCCAAAGGCGCCGUCUUCCCCGAUGGAUCAGAAUACCUUCAGGUGGACCUGCGCAAACUGCAUUUCUUGGCCCUGGUGGGCACCCAGGGUCGCCAUGCCGACGGGCACGGCCAGGAGUUUGUCCGUAGUUAUCGCCUUCGCUACUCUCGUGAUGGCGUGAGAUGGAUCACCUGGAAGGACCGCUGGGGCCAGGAAGUGGUGUCCGGGAACGAGAACACCUACGAUGUUGUUUUGAAGGACCUGGGCCCCCCCAUAGUAGCCCGCAUGGUGCGCUUCUACCCGCUGGCCGACAGGGUCAUGAGCGUCUGCCUUCGAGUGGAACUGUACGGCUGUGUGUGGACUGAUGGGUUAAAGGCUUACACGGCUCCAGUGGGUCACGUCAUGAAUCUGUCAGGCUUGCCAGUCUACCUGAACGACUCCACCUACGAUGGCAGCACAGAGCAAGGGGUGCAGUUCGGCGGCCUGGGUCAGCUGUGUGACGGCGUCCUGGGAGGAGACGACUUCAUGGAGAGCAAGGAGUUGAGGGUAUGGCCCGGCUACGACUACCUGGGCUGGAACAGAGACGUUCUUGGAAAGGCCAGCGUGGACAUAGAGUUCCACUUCGAGAAGCCUCGCAUCCUCCAGGUCAUGCAGGUGCACAGCAACAACCGUCACACUCAGGGCGUGCGGGUGUUCAACAAGGUGGAGUGCACGUUCAAGCCUGGCCUGUUGCAGCCGUGGUCGUCCCCGGCCCUGGCACUGCGCGUGCCCCUGGACGACCUGAAGGACCCAUCUUCUCGGACAAUCUCCCUGCCCUUGGACGGACGCGCCGCUCUCAUCCUGCGCUGCAACUUCUCUUUCGCCGACAGAUGGCUGCUCCUCAGCGAGAUAUCCUUUCUCUCAGAGGCUAUUGAGAAGGACGUGACUCCGCCGAAUGGUUCAAAGACUCCCACCACCAGCGCCUCUCCUUCCCUCAACCACACCUCCUCCUCUCCUGCCCCGAGCCACGGUGCUUCCAACACCUCUCCCGGUGCUUUUGCACCUCCUCCCACCGCCAGCUCCACCUUCAUGAUGGACACUACUGCUAAUUGGACGCUGUCAGGUCCAGAGUUCAACGGCGUGUCGCCGAGGGCGGGGCUUCCCGUGGCCAAGGAUGACAGCAGCAACACGGCCAUCCUGAUUGGCUGCCUGGUGGGCAUCAUCCUGCUGCUGUUGGCCGUUAUCGCCGUCAUACUGUGGAGGCAGUACUGGAAGAAGUUACUGGGGAAGGCUCAGGGCGGCCUGUCGAGCGACGAACUGCGCGUGCAUCUUUCAGUGCCCUCGGACAACGUGGUCAUCAACAACACGCACAGCUACUCCAGCCGCUACCAGCGCAUACACACCUUCCCCGACGAACCCGAGCGGGAGGGCGAAAGCGAGUACCAGGAGCCCAGCGCCUUGCUGCACCCGCGAGAUCACCGGGACAGUACGGCCUUGCUGUUAAACAACCCGGCCUAUCACCUGCUCCUGUCAGAUCACAGGAAAGGCUCGAGGCCCAGCACCUGUCAGGCUCAGGAAAAGAGUCUCAAUGUGCCCCAUGUGUGCGGCUUGGAGUCUUCCCCGGAGAAAGGAUUCCCUCUGACGCAGGACGAGCCUCCGCCGUACCCGGGCUCGCCGCCGUACCCGGCCCUGUCGCCGUCCGUGUCCCCCCCGCUGCCCCCCAGCGUGCCGCACUACGCCGAGGCCGACAUCGUGAGCCUGCAGGGUGUCAGCGGCAACAACACGUACGCCGUGCCCGCCCUGGCCUCUUCCAGCCCGGGGGCGGACCCCAGCCCCUUGCCGGAGUUGCCGCGUCAGUGUCUCGUCUUCAAGGAGAAACUCGGGGAGGGGCAGUUUGGAGAGGUGCACCUGUGUGAAAUCGAAAACCCUCAGGACCUUCCCAGCCUGGAGUUUCCCUUCAACGUAAGGAAAGGUCGCCCUCUGCUGGUGGCUGUCAAGAUACUGCGGCCUGACGCCUCCAAAAAUGCCAGGAAUGACUUCUUGAAGGAGGUGAAGAUCCUGUCCCGCCUGAAGGACCCCAACAUCAUCCGUCUGCUGGGCGUGUGCGUGAGCAGCGACCCCCUCUGCAUGGUCACGGAGUACAUGGAAUGCGGGGACCUCAACCAGUACCUGUCCCACCGCGUGCUGCUGGACAAGAGCGGGCCUUCACACACCACGCCCACCAUCAGCUACCCGGCUCUCAUCUCCAUGGCCAGCCAGAUCGCCUCGGGAAUGAAGUUCCUCUCCUCGCUCAACUUCGUGCACCGCGACCUGGCCACGCGCAACUGCCUGGUGGGCGGCGAGAGGGGCAACAGCGAUGCCGACGACCCCAGCGGAGAGCGCCACAUCAAGAUCGCGGACUUUGGCAUGAGCAGGAACCUGUACGCCGGAGACUACUACAGGAUCCAAGGCCGAGCUGUGCUGCCCAUACGCUGGAUGGCCUGGGAGUGCAUCCUCAUGGGUAAGUUCACCACGGCCAGCGACGUUUGGGCGUUCGGCGUGACCCUGUGGGAGAUGCUGAGCGUGUGCCAGGAGCAGCCGUACUCCAAUCUGACGGAUGAACAAGUCAUCGACAACGCCGGAGAGUUCUUCAGAGACCAGGGCAGACAGGUGUACCUGGGCAAGCCCGCUGUGUGUCCUCAGGGUCUCUACGAGCUCAUGUUGAGCUGCUGGAACAGAGACUGCAAGCUACGCCCUUCCUUCGGCCAUAUCCACGCCUUCCUCACCGAGGACGCCAUGAACAUGGUGUAAAGCCACGUGGUGCUUCAACGGGCCACCUCUGUUGUCAUGGCUUUUUUUUCCCUCCAAACAUCUUUUGUACUUUUUUGGGUGGACGUGGCUCAUGAAGACGCUGCUGGUUCAGUUUAUUCACACACCCCCAAAACCAGAGUAAGCUAGCUUGACAUAGUGUAGAUAUGAGGCUGAGCUACAUUGUGUAGUGUCGUGGUGGUAGGUGCAUUGUGCAUUAGGAGCCUUUUCUUCUCUUUUUUACAAGGACAGGAAAUGAGGUAAGCAGAAGGUGCAGAUUCUAAACGAUUUAGUGUCUCAACAUUUCAUAGCUACCGCCCCUCUGAACCAUCUGAUAGUGUAGUGGUUCACAUAUAGAUCAGUCCACCUCUCGCAGUUGGGAUGAGCUCCAGCUCCCCUUGAAAUCCUGAACAGGAUCCGCAGAAUAGAAAGUGGUUGCAUGUUGAUCGUGUAGUGGUUCACAUAGCUGCCUUUCAGAAAAUGGAUUAUGACCUAAAGAAUCUCAAUCAAUCCAGACUGACCCCCAUCUCUUGCCCAAAGUCAAGAUGGUAGUGUAGCGGUUAAUGGCAUACAGGAUAAGCGGUAUAAAAAGAGUGGAUGGGUGUUGAGAGCUGAGAUCCAUUGUCAGUGUAGUGGGUCAUAAAGUUUCUUAGGCGUUGAGUCCCUGCAACCCUGAGCUGGUUGAGGGCCAUUGAUAGUGUAGUGGUUCACAUAGCUACUUUACGCUCAAUUGCACCCCUUGUGACCUUUACCAGGACUGGCUGUUGGGAAAUGGUUAUUGGACGUGUAGUGGUUCACAUAGCUGCCUUUCAACCAGUCCGCCCGUUCUUAGAUAAUGGCAAUCACUUGCCCAAAGUCAACUGGGAUAGGCCCCCAUCUCUGCCGCAACACAACAAUGAAAAUGGAUGGUUGUAGUGGUUCACAUAGCUGCCUUGGUUUCAAUUUCAGUGCGGGCUUCAACUCACCUUGAACUGGUGAACUAUAUCCACACUUCAUCAAUGCGGUGCAGACGACAGGCUACGUUCUGCAGUACACUUCCAAACACCCUCAGUCUGCCAAAUGGACUCUUCUGGUGUGAGGAACCAGAAGCUGCUGAUGUAGUUGUUCAUGAUAUUAAUAUGACUUGACCCCUCAACUCAAAACGCUCUGUCCAAGCACAAAUGUCUAUUCCAGUCAGGCCCGAGAAUGGAAAGUCAUCACUUUUUCCAUGUAAAAAUUCCUCGGCCUCCUGCACUUUAACUAGUUACCACACAUUUAAUUGAUAGGAUCCUGCCAAUGUGGACUUGAACACCUCCCACUUUGCAUAAAAAGGACAUUUUGGAUCCUCCCUUCCAGCCAACCAUUAGUUAUACUGUGACAUGAGUUGCAUCGCAUCACGCAGAUGCUUAAAAUGGUCGCCCGAUAAGAGUCCGUCUUUGACCGGCGUAGAAAGCGUUACGGAAUGUACAGUACUGUUUAAUCAGUCCUGAGAUGGUGGCUCCGUAUUGUUGUUUACUGAUCGCAAAUUGUGCCAUUUGAGUCCUUUUUGAUACACUGUAGUUCAACUAAACCUGUAUUUUAAUAAUACGUGCUUUGUUUAGUUUGUACAUAUUUUAAAUACAAAUCUUGUAUUUUCCUGUAUUUCUGUAGAAACGCUUGCUACCUUGAUGCCGUUGUCAUCCAUUGUGCUGUAUAUUUUUGUAGAUGUUUCAAUAAAGCUAACCCCUUUUCAAAUGAAA
Molecule: messenger RNA, 5004 nt
Organism: Phycodurus eques (leafy seadragon)
Lineage: Eukaryota; Metazoa; Chordata; Actinopteri; Syngnathiformes; Syngnathidae
Gene: ddr1
Product: discoidin domain receptor tyrosine kinase 1
Exons: 20
Coding region: 299-3289 (996 amino acids)
Biological process (GO): multicellular organism development; cell surface receptor protein tyrosine kinase signaling pathway; positive regulation of kinase activity
Cellular component (GO): signaling receptor complex; membrane
Molecular function (GO): collagen binding; ATP binding; protein tyrosine kinase collagen receptor activity
Source: RefSeq, a predicted model, not a curated record